AUGACUGAGAAAAAUGAGGACAUUCGGAUUGUUCUGCUGGGGAAGACAGGAGCUGGGAAGAGUGCAUCAGGAAACACCAUCCUGGGGGGAGGGGGGAAUUUUGAGUCAAAAAUGUCCUCUAUUUCUGUGACAUCAACAUGUAAAAAGAAAAGAGGAGAGGUGGGUGGGCAAAGUGUAGCUGUUAUCGACACACCUGGCUUGUUUGACACCAAGUUAACCCAGGAGGAGGCAGUGAAAGAGAUCUCACAGUGCUUGCUAUUCUCUGCUCCUGGUCCCCAUGUGUUCCUGGUUGUGAUCGCGCUGGGAAGAUUCACUGAAGAGGAGCAGGAAACUGUGGAGAUGAUUCAGAGAUUCUUUGGUGAUGAAGCAUCCAAAUACACCAUGGUUCUCUUCACACAUGGAGACCUUCUUAAAGAUGAUGAUGUAACAAUUGAAGACUUCCUGAAUGGAAAUACAGAUCUGGAAAGUUUACUUUCUCAAUGCAAGGGGGGAUAUCAUGUCUUCAACAACAAAGAUAAGAAUCCCUCCCAGGUCACUGAGCUGCUUGAGAAGAUAAACAAGAUGGUGAAGAUGAAUGGAGGAAGCCACUACACCACUGAGAUGUUCCAAGAUGCAGAGAGGGUGAUUGAAGAAGAGAAGGAGAGGCUCCUGAAAGAGAACGAAGAGCAGAGACUCCGAGAGAUGGAAGAACUGAAGGCAAGAUUUGAAGGAGAAUGUUUAAGGGAAGAAGAAGAGAAGCUGAGGAAGAAACAGGAAAGUGAAGCUCGAGAGAAAGCUGAAAUAUUAAGGAAAGGUGCCAUAAUCGGAGCAGUUGUGGGAGUAGUUGGGGGCCCACUUGGUGUGGGAGUUGGUGCAGCAGUGGGAGCUGGAGUUGCAGCUAUAGUAAAUAGAUGCAGAACACGAUAA
Salvelinus sp. IW2-2015 is the source of this 906-nucleotide messenger RNA. Lineage: Eukaryota; Metazoa; Chordata; Actinopteri; Salmoniformes; Salmonidae. The record is from RefSeq and is a predicted model, not a curated record.